Dictyostelium discoideum AX4 is the source of this 975-nucleotide messenger RNA. RefSeq lists its product as hypothetical. Lineage: Eukaryota; Evosea; Eumycetozoa; Dictyosteliales; Dictyosteliaceae. Bases 1 to 975 code for a protein of 324 amino acids. The record is from RefSeq and is a predicted model, not a curated record. The transcript has a single exon.
AUGGCCAAAAUUACAGAAGAUAACAGAAAGCCAACAAUUGAAGAAUGUUCAUCAGAUGAAGAGACAACUAAUAAUAGUCAUGGACAUUCUCAUUCACAUAAUGAUCAUGGUCAUUCCCAUUCACAUAAUGAUCAUUCACACUCACAUGGACCAACUCCACAACAAAAACAACAACAACAACAACAACAACAACAAAAACAACAACAACAACAACAAAAACAACAAUCACAUGGACAUUCACAUGGAGAUGGUGGAUCAUGCGGACAUUCACACGGAAGUGAUGAACCAGAGAAACCAAUUAAUAAGAGUAAAACAGCAAUUAAAUUCUUUAUAUUAUUUUUAUUAGUACCAUUAUUUUUCAGUUUACCAUUCAUUUUGAAGAGAGCAGGUGAAAUAGUGGCCAAUAAUAGAGUUUAUUUAAUUUACAUUUGGGCAUUAUAUGCAGUGGUAUUGACAGCCGUUAUCUAUAUGAAGAGACAUUUACAAUCAAUUAAUAAUUUCGUUAAUCAAAAUUUAAUUUGGGUCAUCUUUACAUUGGGUAUCUUUAUAUUCUUGGAUAUUCCAAAGAUGAUUCAACAAGUUGACCUUCGUACAGAGGUACUCUACGUUUGGUGUACAAUCACUAUGAUUCCAAAUAUCAUCUUCUUCUUCUUUGAUGAUACCGAUCAUAAAACCAAUGAACGUUUAGAAGAAGAAAAAGAAGAAAGAAAGAAAAAGAAAGAAACUGAAAAACGUGCCCGUUUAGAAGAGAAAAAGAAAGCAAAGAUCAAGGAGAAAAUGAAGAAAUACUCUCCAACUCAAUUACGUUUAAUGAAUGCUGCCGUUUAUCUUGGUAUCACCUUAUUAGUGGUUUUAUUAGGUUGGCAAACUUAUCGUUGGUACUUAAAAACUCAACAAAAUAUCAUUGAUAGAAAUAGACAAGCAACUCAACAAUCUGAUUAUGUUGGUAAAAAUGAUUUCGAUAUUGAAGGUUAA